AUGGCCCGGCCGUGGCUCCAUCUCUGCAUCUGCCUCCAGAUCCCAGGUUUCUGUACAAAUCUACUUUUAUCCAAGACUCCAGGCCAUAUUUUAGCCCAAACUAACAAUAAAACAGAAAUCCUCUGUGAGCUGAAGAAAGAGCACACCGGGGUGUACUGGUACCGCUGGAGCCAGGAGAGGCAAAAUUUUGAGUUCUUGGUAUUUUCCAACCCAUUUGGCAAAGCCACGUACGGCGCAAACAUCAGCCAGGACAAGUUUAUCGUCCAUGGGGCGAGUUCCCGCACCCCCUACAGCCUGCAGAUCAGCCACCUCCAUGCCUCAGACAACGGCACCUAUUACUGCUCCGUCUCCCAGUCCUCCCAGCUCUUCCUGGGCAGCGGGACGCGGCUCGAUGUGGUUGAUGUUUUGCCUCUGCCUCCGAAGACCACUCAAGCACCGCUCUCCAAAAAGCCCCUGCGGUGCGUAACCAAAAGGAAAGCUGCUGACAAGAAAGGUGCCUGCAGCCCCCUGGUCUGGAUCCCCCUGGUCAUCAGCAUCCUGGUCAUCCUGCUGAGCCUGGUCCCCACCGCCUACCGCCUCCACCGUAAGCAUCCUGCCAGCCCCGGGGGAUGA
Molecule: messenger RNA, 612 nt
Organism: Gymnogyps californianus (California condor)
Lineage: Eukaryota; Metazoa; Chordata; Aves; Accipitriformes; Cathartidae
Gene: CD8B
Product: CD8 subunit beta
Exons: 4
Coding region: 1-612 (203 amino acids)
Biological process (GO): regulation of immune response
Cellular component (GO): cell surface
Molecular function (GO): MHC class I protein binding; coreceptor activity
Source: RefSeq, a predicted model, not a curated record